This is a messenger RNA of Salarias fasciatus (jewelled blenny), 2093 nucleotides long. It is a transcript of the gene nanos1, whose product is annotated as nanos homolog 1. The transcript has 3 exons. Bases 22 to 669 code for a protein of 215 amino acids. NCBI's taxonomy places the organism in Eukaryota, Metazoa, Chordata, Actinopteri, Blenniiformes, Blenniidae. Gene Ontology annotation, molecular function: zinc ion binding; RNA binding. The record is from RefSeq and is a predicted model, not a curated record.
UUUCGACGACCAGCAGCCACCAUGGAUUUUCUGGAUCACGGCUACCUGAACGCGCGCGGCCCGUACGACUACACGUUUAACUUCUGGACCGACUACCUGGGACUGACCACGCUGGUGACCCAGAACCACAAGCCGAACCCCAACUCCAUCACCGAGUCGCUGAAAGCCACGCUGGGCCUGGACGACUCCCCGCCGUGCCCGUGCGCCGCGGAGAGCGGCGGGCAGCUGGACUGCUGCUGCCCGCCGCGGAGCCCUCCCCCGCCGGCCUCCAUCCUGGACCUGAAGGAGCGCUUCUCCAUCCUCAGCCCCUUCCAGAACCAGCUCCCGGACCGGGACCUGGGCUUCCCCGGCGGCUUGGCCGGGUUCGACCUGUUCGGCGUGGAGCGCAAGAUGCGCAAACCCGCGUCCAGGAGCAAACAGGAGCCGCGGAUCUGCGUCUUCUGCCGGAAUAACGGCGCCCCGGAGGAGGUGUACGGCUCCCACGUCCUGAAGACCCCGGACGGCCGGGUGGUGUGCCCCAUCCUGCGGGCCUACACCUGCCCGCUGUGCAGCGCCAACGGGGACAAUGCGCACACCAUCAAGUACUGUCCGCUGUCCAAGGAGCAGCCGAGCCAGAGAGCCCUGAAGGGGGGCCGGGCCGUGGGGGGCAAGAGGCUCAAGAUCUUCUGAUCGGCGCAGACUCCACACCACAGCCUAUUGCACUGAACUGCUCUGACUCACACUCCGAGUUCCCGUUUCUCUCCAAGAUCUCUUAUAUUUUUAUAGUUCCUUUAUCCACAUAGAAUAAUUUUAUGCUUUUUACAUCGAAUUUAUUUUUUCUUCCUAGUUGGUAGCCAUUUGAGCGUGUGCAUAUAAAUACACCUAUGUAUCAGUAAUCACAGUGUGAAUAAAGGAGGAGGUGUUUUCGGUGUUGUAGGAGCCACACUGGCUUGAGCAGAGGGUGGAUGUCAGUCUGGUUCUACCCAGUAUUUUUCUAAAGGGAGCUUUAAGCUCUCCGAGUUUCUUUCACGUCUUAGAAAACCAAAGUUAUGUUUUGCCAUUAAAGAAGCUGAAGAAUGUGUCAUUACUGAAUCCUCCUGACUGGAGGAGGAACUCUCUCACCCCCGACUGGAACUCCGCCGCAGCUCUCUGUAAAAGUUGACAUUCAAUCUGCUCUGCAGGGGAAAGAAGAAACACAAUGUGGCCUCUGUUCGGGGGGAUAAUCAAACCUCUGAUGAUCUGACUGCUCCAACUGCUUUCUUAUGUUUACAUUCCCGAAUGAGGGCGACACACUGGAUCUCCCCUCCGUCAGGUCUCUCUCUGCCCGGUAUCGAUCAGUUUCUUGUGCAGAGGACUGAAGUGAGUCUCGUUCAGCCUGGACUCUGCUCGGGGAGGGCUCAUGAAUGUUAACUCGCCGCGACUCGCUCGCUCCUGACUUUCUGUUCUGACGAAUCCCCAAAAAGAUGCAAAAAUGUUGUGAAUGUAUGAUUGAGAGUCACUCGCAGGACUGCUGCACAUUUCUGACAGUUUUGUUUACCAAAGGAAUCCAAUAGCGUCGACGAGAGCAGAGGGAUUUGCUGUAUUGUGUAUAAAGUGAUGUCUAUUCAGUAUUUUAACAUUUCAAGUGACUUCAGAGGGCGCUACCUCAACUCGAUUUUCUACUUACAUGUAAAAUGUCAACAGCAGUUUAUUGAUAUAUAGUGCUGCCAUUUAUAAUAAGGGUUUUGAUAGUAUUUUUGAUCUUUGUAUAACAUAAUUGUAUUUUCGUUUUGUUGCAUUUAACAUGAUGGAAGAAGGUUUCCAAGAAGCUCUAAGCAUCGCUCACCAAAGGGUGACUGUCUGUAAAUACUGAUUAGACCCAUACUUUUUAAAGUUUAGUUGUUCAAUGUUGCAAAAAGAGAGUGGAAACUGAAACAAGCUCACAAAAAAAAAGAAAAGAAGGAGAAGAAGAAGAAAUGCCACUUUUAACGGGGUUUUUUGAUUAAAUGAAUGAGAGAAAAACAAACACUGUUGAACUUUGUUAUUUAUAUUUUACCACGAUUUCCUGUAUGCUGCUGUGCAGAAUAACAACAUAUGAAUUCACUAGAGAAAUAAAAACCUAUCCUAUAUUUGGA